CCAAGCGUUGAAGGUGCCUAAAACAUGGGCAGACACAAUCGUGGGGUGCCUGGUCAGGCUCCAGUCUGGUCUUCCCAAUCCGUCGACGCGCCAUCGACUCCAGUGGCCUAGCCCAGUCAUCCGCGCCCAGACCCGAACCGACGUCAACUCAGGUUUGUCUGUCCGCUCAAUAUUAAGACUGCGACGACAUCAGCAGCGCGCGCAUCGAGCGACUCGCGCCCGCCAUCAUCCCUAUGCACCGAAUUGUCCUCAUAAAGACUUUACGAUUUGAUCAUUCUUUCAUCCUCGACCAUUUGCCCCAGGCGAGUCGCUACGACAACGUCAGCGACACGUCUCCUCUCGCUUAUCGUCGCACUUGAUCCCGCGACAAGCACCAACCAUCAUGGCUGGCGACGAGCCGACAAAGGACGCUUCCAAAAAGGACACCAAGUCCGGAACGAUCAAACUGAAGAAGGCAGCGCCUAAGCACAAACAACCCGGCAACUGGCGCGACGGCGGCAUUAUCGAUGAAACGAAGAGCAAGGGCUCUCCCGCAUCCACAGCUACCUCGCCAGGCCCCGUCGUCAACCAACUCGACGAGAACGCGCGCGAGACGUUCGCCACAGGUCGACCCCUCGAAGAUAGUCCCGAUUUGCAACAAUGCAAGCACUGUAAGAAGAGUGUUCUCAAGACGGCAGCAAAGGCACACAUUGCGCAGUGUCUACGCGUGAAGAAGGAAAAGGCACAGCGCAAGAAGGAGGCGCGUGAAGCGAGGGAACGCGCCAAGGAGGCCGCGCGCGAGGAGGAGGCGCGUAAAAACGACGACAAUGACGACGACGAUGAUGACGAGGACGGCGAUGGAGACUCCAAAGGGAAGGCUGGGAAGAAAGCCGCCGGCAAGAAACCUGACGAGAAGGGCAAGAAGCGCAAGGCCGACGGGACGUUGGAGGGUCCAAAGUCCAAGAAGAAGAAGGACGAGCCCAAGGCCAAGGCCCCCAAGACCAAAGGUCCAGUCGACGUCGAGCGGCAAUGUGGUGUCAUCCUGCCCAAUGGACAGGCUUGCGCUCGGUCUCUUACCUGUAAGAGCCAUAGCAUGGGAGCCAAGCGUGCAGUGCCCGGGCGAUCACUGCCAUACGACAUGCUCCUGGCUGCGUACCAGAAGAAGAAUCAGGCUAAGCAACAGAAGGCUGCACUGGACGCGACAGCUCCUCUAGAGGACGACGACGAUGCCGACAAUGGGCCCGUAGACUCGGACGAAGAGACUGCCGCGGUCAUGGCCAGCUUGGCCAAGUGGAGACCGCAACCUGUCGUGCCCCAGCCCGUCUUCCAACCGAUCAGACGACAGUACCAGCACCAGAGGCUGCACGAGCAGCUCGCCGUCGCUACGAAUGGAGGGCGGACAAACAUCUUUGCCGUCCGAAACUACCAGCGGCCGGCGACGGCCACGAUCAUCCCCGAGAUGCAGAUGCUGCCGCAGCCGCCGCCCCCCCCGCCUCUCCAGCAGCAGCAACAAUUCCAGCCCAUGAUGCUCGAUGGCGAGGACGCCCCGGGAGAAAUGGACAUUGGCAUGAUCAACUUUACCAACCCAACCGGGCCCCCGGUGCCACCGAGCAGGCAGGCUAGCGUUACAAGUCGUGGCUAAGUGGACCAGACUGGCGAAUGCAAAGCUAAGCUUGGAGAAAAGAAAGGGAAGCAGCGCUCCGAGGGUUCGACUAGCCGCACGUCCUCCUCUGUCAAGUCCGAGACCUCUACGGAGAGUGUGGUGUCCUCCAAGCGCGAGGAGGACUCACCUGCGCCUGCGCCUGGGUACCCGCCUGAGCUUGGAUUACCUCCCGGGACUAUGUGGCCUCGGGGAUUUGGCGCUCCACCCGAGUUCGAAGCGCCUACUGUGCUGAAGUUCCAUCCUGGCGUUGCGAUGUGUUCUGGCAGUUACGUUGCUCCGGAGCUUGACUUGCCUUCCGAGCCCGAUGCUCCUGCUUUUCUCGACUUACCUCCAGGAUUACCUCCAGGAUUGGAGGUACCUCCUGAAGUUGGGUCCCCUCCUGGGCUUGGGUUCCCUCCU
Molecule: messenger RNA, 2041 nt
Organism: Emericellopsis atlantica
Lineage: Eukaryota; Fungi; Ascomycota; Sordariomycetes; Hypocreales; Bionectriaceae
Product: SCA7, zinc-binding domain-containing protein
Exons: 4
Coding region: 383-1621 (412 amino acids)
Biological process (GO): regulatory ncRNA-mediated heterochromatin formation; RITS complex assembly; regulation of transcription by RNA polymerase II
Cellular component (GO): SAGA complex
Source: RefSeq, a predicted model, not a curated record